AAGGAUUUAAAGCCAGCUUAUGAGAGCGUACCUGGCCUAGAAGAACUUAUGCCCUCGGAAUACAAUGGAGGCAACUGUUCAUUUGAGGAAAUCUACGAAAGAAAUAUCAAAGAAUUCUCCACAAUGUCAAAGAAUUACCUGGACUUUGGCAUAUCCGUCGACGAAUCGAAACGGCCUGACAAUUCAAGGAACUUGCUGCGUGUUUAUAAGGAUCUGUCGCCGGAUUUAAUGGGAACCAAUGGAACUUACGUGAAAAUUGAGGAUGAGAUUUAA
This is a messenger RNA of Dibothriocephalus latus, 273 nucleotides long. Lineage: Eukaryota; Metazoa; Platyhelminthes; Cestoda; Diphyllobothriidea; Diphyllobothriidae. The record is from the annotation of a GenBank genome assembly.